GCGAUAUAUAACUAGGGCGUGAGUCGGCCCCGACAAGAUACAUCGUUGAGGCAUCCGAGCCCAAAGGAGCUUCCCAUAGAACAUCUACCAUGAACGGCCCUUCUUCUCAGAAUCUGAAAGCUUUCUUCCCUAAGCCUUCCUUGCCUCCCACAAGUCUCUGCCCGCAGAGGUUCCCUGGCAUCGACGACGACACAACAGAGACGCUGGUGAAGCUUCUGCGCGAGAACCAUGUCAAGUAUCACGUUCUAUAUGGAGAGCGGAAGUUCCACAACCACAUCGCCCAUCGCUUGCUCGCCCUAUGGGCCCUCGGAGCCCAGGGUUCCAUCAUCCAGGCGUACUACGAGACGGACGGAGAGCUCAUGCACAAGUCGCUCAAGUCUCCUGCGGAAAUCACGGAGUCGAACUUUUUCGAACACUUGGGAGAUGUCGACUACUGCUCCUCGUAUUCCGACUUCUUCGCCAAGGAGAUCCAGGUGCAUGGCACUGUUGAGACGCUGGAGAAGUUCGUCUUCUCCGAUGAGUACAAUGUCGACAAGGGGUUCAUGCUCGGCCAGUACUGGGCUGGAGUGCUUCAUCCUAUGAUCCACGUAGGAUACGGUAUGGAGUUUGGUAUCCCGGGUCUCGUCGCCGAGGGUCUCGCCAUGGGAGCAACCAGCGACCUCAUCAACUCCGACAUCCUCGGAAAGUCUUUCUUCAAGAACGUUCCUGCGCCAGAUAACGUCGCGCUCGCCGCCUCCUCGCUCUCGUCUCUCUCCCUCCGCAGUGACCCAUCAUCGGCGCAGGCAAUCCACGGCAACACCGACACGACCGUGUUCGACGUGCUCGCCAGCAUCCUUGCGGACGACCGCCUUGCCACGCACAAGUCCAAGGACCUCUUCACGGAGCUGGAGUUCACUAUGAACGAGCGGGGAUCCCUCGUACGCGAGCGCGCGGACAAGUGGACGAUUGACGUGUCGAAGCCAGGCGAGAUCGAGAGGAAGAUAGAGGAACUGUUCUGGCUUAACACGUUGAUAUACGCUGUAGCUGGGUGGUCGGAGGACAAGGAGUUCAGAGGCGACUUCUUCUACAUGCACCUCGUCACGUCCGCCCUCUUCCUCCCCUCACACGUCGCCUACCUCUCCCCGCGCUCGCAGAUUCUCCUACUCCGGAGCUACCUCACCAUGUCCCUCCUCACGUACAUCUUCCGCGGCCGCCCUCCCGUCGACUCCCCCGCCAUAACCGCCUUCUGGAACGGCACCACCACCGCACACAGCUUAGUCACACCCACCGGCCCGCUCUCCGUCCCGCACACCCCGGUAAGGGCCGUGCCCGCGGACGCAGCACAGAACCCGAACCCGUGGCUCCCGCUCGUGCAGAGCGCGAUCCUGAACGAGAAUGACCACCACGCGAAGAUCGUGCGCGCGCUGCUGCACUGUGCGCAGGUGUACGGAUCGCGCCCGAAAGGGCACUGGGCUGGGAAGGGCGGCUCGGAUGCGAUCGGGGGGCUUGAGGUGCUGGACGGGACGCUGUUCCUCAGGGCGGCGGAGCUGACGGCGUGGUUUGAGAGGGACGAGAAUCAGGAGUGGGGGCCUGGGCAUCAGAGGUGGGCGUUCGAGGGCUUUUAUGGGUAGAGCUUGUGGGCAUUGGCUGUCGGUUGACUGUAGGUUAUUGUGUAUUGUAUCAAUCAAAGCAAUCCUCCACUCAGUUACACUUCCUGGAGCAAACCUCUGUGAUACGGC
Molecule: messenger RNA, 1718 nt
Organism: Coniophora puteana RWD-64-598 SS2
Lineage: Eukaryota; Fungi; Basidiomycota; Agaricomycetes; Boletales; Coniophoraceae
Exons: 5
Coding region: 90-1610 (506 amino acids)
Molecular function (GO): oxidoreductase activity
Source: RefSeq, a predicted model, not a curated record